UGGAUCAAUAAAUAUGUUACUGCCAAAAUGGCUUUCUUAUUUGUCAGUUUUUCUUUUACUGUAUUUUUAUCAUCAAUUAGUCAUACUUAAAGAGGGUGGAGGUUACAUGUACUAAUUAUUAAUUAACUCAACAGUUACUAUCUAUUUAUGCAUUGUUUGCUUUACAGCCUCAGGCUAAUUUUACAGUGAUGAAAAGCCAUAACCUUAUGAAUCUUCUUUUCAAAUAGAAAAGAGGAAGAAGAAAUAAACACAAUGAAGAUAAAGUUUUACAUCAAGUUACCAGAGGCAUGUCUCAUAGCUGUUGUCCUGUCAAGCUUCCUGGUGGGAUUCCAUAUUGGUUCGUCCCUUCAAAGAGCAAAAAAGGUUGAUGUCUUGAAAGUUAUAGCCUUAUCAGAACUCAACUCAACAUGUUCGCCAGAAGAUUUCAGAGCAGAUAACAUCUCUAAAAUAUUCGUGGCAACAAAUCCCCGUGGUGCAGAAAGGUUGCCACCAGGCAUUAUCCAGACUUAUUCCAGUUUCAAUAUCAAUGGUGAAAAUGUGCCUAAAUACUUGCUCACGAUAACGGUUGGCAUAGAACAGAAAGAAUUGGUUAACAAGAUUGUCUCUAAGUUUUCAGAGGAAUUUGCAAUAGUGUUGUUCCAUUAUGAUGGGAGGGCAAGCGAAUGGGACGAGGAGUUCGAAUGGUCAAAACGCGCCGUUCAUGUCACUGCCAAGAAACAAACCAAAUGGUGGUAUGCAAAACGCUUUCUACACCCUAACAUUGUAGCCCAGUAUGAGUACAUCUUCAUAUGGGAUGAAGAUCUAGGCGUGGAACACUUCAAUGCUGAUGAGUACAUUAAGCUUGUCAAAAAAUACGGAUUAGAGAUCUCGCAGCCCGGGAUUGUAUCCCGAAAAGGCUUGACAUGGCAAAUGACUAUGAAGCAACAUGAUAUUGAAGUGCAUAGGAGGGUGAACGAAACACAUAGUGGACAGUGUCCUUACCCAGACUUACCUCCCUGUGCAGGGUUUGUGGAGAUCAUGGCACCUGUGUUCUCCAUAGAAUCAUGGCGAUGCGCUUGGAACUUGAUUCAGAAUGAUUUGGUACACGGCUGGGGUCUGGAUUUUGCAUUGUGGAGAUGUGUGGAAAAGGCACAUGAGAAGAUUGGAGUUGUGGAUGCUCAAUGGAUUGAGCAUUUGGUACUGCCCUCACUUGGAAGCCAGGGAGAGUCCAUCGAUGGAAAGCAACCAUGGGAAGGGGUACGGGCAAGGUGCUUCAAGGAAUGGAAAGAAUUUGAAAUCAGAAUGAAGCAAGCAGAAAAGGACCAAUCGAAAUGGAGCUCACAUUAACAAUCUCAUUUCUGUGUCACAUACCACUGGUGAGUGGUGAGAAUGCAGAGAUAGGCUAGUAAGCUUCAACAUGGUUUUUUUCCAGAUAGUCAUGCCUGCCAGUUUGUUACCUCAGCCAAAAAAACAGUACCCAAUGUGGUUCGAGUCCUGGUUUUGGAUAGGCCAUGACCAUAAACGAGACCCAUCAAAUGUUGGUCCAGCUCCAUUUCCUAUACAUUAGGAUGUGGAGCAGACAGUUCGAGUCCUGGUUUUGGAACCGAAUGGUGUUAUCCCUAUUUUUUUCAAAAUCCCCUCCAAAACAGUUGGGAGCUGGACUGAAAUCAGGAAUCGAGACCGGUUCAAGGUAAGGUUCCACCAACUGAGUGGAACCAAAACCUGACAUAAGCUAAGCAUC
Messenger RNA from Cuscuta europaea, 1720 nucleotides. Lineage: Eukaryota; Viridiplantae; Streptophyta; Magnoliopsida; Solanales; Convolvulaceae. The record is from the annotation of a GenBank genome assembly.